Molecule: messenger RNA, 2817 nt
Organism: Didymodactylos carnosus
Lineage: Eukaryota; Metazoa; Rotifera; Eurotatoria; Philodinida; Philodinidae
Source: the annotation of a GenBank genome assembly
AUGAUGCUCUCUCUGCAUUACUGCGUCACUCUUCUUAUUCUCGUUUGGUCAGUUGUUGAUGGUCGUUCAUUAGCUGUAUUCGAUGUUCGUAUAGAUCAUCAUAAAGUUGAUACUACUCGUGAUUUAAUUAUUAAUACACCAAGACCUGGAUUUUCCUGGAAAAUUCCUUUUCCUGAGAAUAUUUCCCAACAACGAAAUAUUGAACAAAUUGCAUAUCAAAUUCAAUUAGAAUCAAUUAAAUUAACUGAUCGAGAUACUUUGUAUCAAUGGGACUCUGAACGUGUUGCUUCAUCCCAAUCAACUCAUAUUCGAUACACAGGUCAAGCUGAUCUUCUUCCAUCAAGAUAUCAUCGUCUUCGUAUACGAGUAUGGACGACAAAUUCCGAAGAAGCAAGUGAAUGGACCAAAUGGAUUCAAUUUCGAACAGCUAUAUUUAAUUUACAUGAUUAUAUAACACAGAAUGGUAAUCUUACUUGGAUUGGUUCAACGAAAAUUAACAUGAAUGAAUUACGAAAAGAAUUUAAUGUUCCAAAUACUAGUCCUGUCAAAUCAGCAAUUGUUUAUAUAACUGGUCUGGGUUAUUAUGAAUUUUAUUUGAAUGGAAAAAAUGUUGAUCCAAGUCGUAAACUUGAUCCUGGUUGGACAACCUAUGAGAAACGUACUUUACUCGCUUCAUAUGAUGUGACAGGCAAUAUCACGACUGGUAUGAAUGCCGUGGGUGUGAAAUUAGGCAAUGGUUGGUAUGCCCAUGAACAAGGAGGCAAUGGUCCACCUCGUCUUAUUUUUACAUUGUCUAUUACGUUUCAAAGUGGUGAUGACAUGCAAGUUCUCAGUGAUUUGACAUGGACAGGUCGUGAGGGAUCAAUCAAACAUGAUAGUGUUUAUAAUGGAGAAUUCUGUGAUAGUCGAGGUAAUCGUCCUGGUUGGAGUGAAGCUGGAUUCAGUGACUCUUUAUCAGCUUGGAUCACUCCAGAGUCAUUAUCAUCACCAGUCGAUGAUUCCGGUUUACUUGUACUCCAAGACAUGCCACCAAUUCGAGCGGGAGAGGAUGCAUUACAUUUUGAAGUAACUACUGAUAAUCAACAACACAGUUAUUUAACUACAGAAGAUGUAGGCAAAAUGAAAGGUGCAUCAUUAACUGCUGGCGUUGUAAUUCAACCUGUUUCUUCUUGGAAUUCCGAAUCAGGUGUUCAUACAUUUGAUCUUGGUCAGAAUAUUGCUGGAUGGUGUCGUUUGCGAUUUCUUGGUCCACCAGGUUAUGGCACCUAUAUCCGUCACGGAGAAGCAUUAGUUCAAGGAACCGUUGGGAAGAAUUUCACUUAUCAUGGUUUUCGUUAUAUAUCUGUACUUGGUUCACCCAAUCCAUUGGCUCUCGAUGAUGUUGAAUGUCCUUUCGUACAUAGUGAAACAACAUUAAGAGGCAAUUUCACUUCGAGCAAUCCCAUUAUUAAUCAAAUUCAACAUAAUGUUCAAUGGGGUCAACUAAGCAAUUCAAUGUCUUUACCUACUGAUUGUCCACAACGUAAUGAACGUCGAGGAUGGAUGGGAGAUGCAGCACUAACAGUGAAUGAAGCCUUAUACAAUUUUGAUUUAGUCAAAUUUUAUCUCAAUUUUCUUAAUUUAAUCUGUGAUGUUCAAUUACCCGAUGGACAAGUUCCCGAUUUCGUACCUGGAUCGAGCUAUAAUCCUGAUCCAAAUUGGGGAACUGCAUUACCAACAAUAGCUUGGCAAGUUUAUCGACAUACGAACGACUCAUCACUUCUCGAACCUUAUUAUAACAAUGUGCGGGCUUACGUAGAAUAUAUUCGUAAGGGAUAUAAUCAAACUGGUCUUGUUAAUUUAUUCUGUAAAUAUGGUGAUUGGGUUCCACCACCACCAUUUGGUCAAACUAACAGAGCUCUGAUAUCAUCAUUUGCUUUCCUUCAUGAUGUCAAUAUUCUACUAAAUAUGUCUCAAGUGUUGGAAAAAACGAGUGACACUGGCAUCUAUUCAGCAUUAUAUGAACAACUUACCCAAGAAUUUCAUCGUGUCUUUUUUAAUAAUACAACAAAUGCUUAUGCUGAUGGAAUGCAAGCAGCUCAAGUCUUAGCUUUGGCAUUACCUGGUGUUGUACCACCUAAUGUACAUGGUGUUGUUGUCGAUAAUCUCGUCACAGAUAUUAGGAAACAAGGAAAUCAUGUAACAACAGGCAUUGUCUCCAAUGCUCAAAUCUAUCCUGUUUUAUCUGAUAAUGGACAUCAUGAUUUAGCACUUGAAUUAGUGACAUCAAUAACAUAUCCAUCUUACGGUUUUAUGUUUAACAAUCCUUAUGAAAAUGCCACCACUAUCUGGGAAUUAUGGAAUGCUCCAUUUGAAGGACCAGGCAUGAACUCACGUAAUCAUCAUAUGUAUGCUACUGUUGGUACAUGGUUUUAUACUCAUUUAGCUGGGAUUGAUUUUACAUCAGAUGCAAUCACUAUUCGACCACGAAUGGCCUCUGAAGCUAAAAAACACUUGAUGAAAAAAUUAGAUUGUCAACUAAGUACAUUAUAUGGUCUUGUACAUGUUUCAUAUACUCGUGAUGAACGUGAUACAAUUGAUAAUUCCAUUUUACUUCGUCUUACAAUCCCACCAAAUGCACAAGCUCGUGUUAUGUUUGAACCAUUAUUUCCUGGUGCACAAUGCAAAACAUUGAUUGAAGGGAACAAAGUAUUAUGGUCAUCAGAUGUUGCUCUUGGAAAUAAUCAAGAAUUUAAAAUUGAAAGAGAUUUAUCAACAGAUUUAAUGAGUGUACAUGUUGGUUCAGGUCAAUAUGAAUUUCAUGCAGUGUGGAACUAA